CGAUUUAUCAGUAGACACUUCAAAUGUAAUCGAAUUUAAUAGAUAAUAUUUAUUCGUAAUAUAAAUACGCGUUGCACAAGAUUCAGUGUUACUUCGGGCUACACAAUGUACGUGAAAGUAGCACUUCUGUUGGUAGCCCUCGUUGCGGGGAGCUGGGCCUUCCCAAAGCUCGAAGAUGAGCAGGACAUGUCCAUCUUCUUCACGCAGCUCGAUUCGAGCGCGCGUAUCGUGGGUGGUACCCAGGCCCCCAGCGGAAGUCACCCUCACAUGGUGGCGAUGACCACCGGUACCUUCAUCAGGAGCUUCAGCUGUGGAGGCUCAGUUGUCGGUAGACGUUCCGUUCUGACUGCGGCUCAUUGUAUCGCUGCUGUUUUCAGUUUCGGUUCCCUCGCCAGUACCCUCCGCUUGACGGUCGGCACCAACUUCUGGAACCAGGGAGGCACCAUGUACACCGUCGCUCGCAACAUAACCCACCCCCACUACGUCUCUGCGACCAUCAAGAACGACAUCGGUCUGUUCAUCACUCACAACAACAUCAUCGACACGACUGUCGUCCGCAGCAUCCCUCUUAACUUUGACUAUGUGCCCGGUGGUGUUCUCACUAGAGUCGCCGGAUGGGGCAGGAUCAGGACCGGCGGUGCCAUCUCUCCCUCUCUGCUGGAGAUCAUUGUGCCUACUAUCAGUGGAAGCGCAUGCGUAGCCAGUGCAAUCCAAGCUGGCAUCGAUCUGAACAUGAGACCACCUCCCGUCGAGCCUCACAUCGAGCUGUGCACCUUCCACGGUCCUAACGUAGGCACUUGUAAUGGUGACUCCGGCAGCGCUCUUGCCCGCCUAGACAACGGCCAGCAGAUCGGUGUGGUAUCGUGGGGCUUCCCGUGCGCACGCGGCGGUCCCGACAUGUUCGUCAGGGUCAGCGCCUACCAAUCCUGGCUGCAGCAGAGCAUCGUAUAAUCUCCGAACCGAACCUGAUCUUAACUGUAAAUAAAAUAAGCGAUACCAAAUCAAAGAA
Molecule: messenger RNA, 1009 nt
Organism: Manduca sexta (tobacco hornworm)
Lineage: Eukaryota; Metazoa; Arthropoda; Insecta; Lepidoptera; Sphingidae
Product: chymotrypsin-2
Exons: 5
Coding region: 106-951 (281 amino acids)
Biological process (GO): proteolysis
Molecular function (GO): serine-type endopeptidase activity
Source: RefSeq, a predicted model, not a curated record